AUGGUGCUCCUGCUUCUACUCCUCUUGCUACUACUGCCGGCUUUGGCUGCUCUUUAUCUCGUGUAUCGGCCUCCACCGCAGCUCAUCCAGUACUUGCAGCAUCGAUGGCCUGACAUCCUCUGGCAGGUGCCCACCUCUGCCAAAGUCAUUGCGUUGACAAUCGAUGACGGUCCAUCCAUCUAUACUCGAGAAAUACUGGAUAUAUUAAAGGCGAAUAACGCAACGGCUACGUUUUUCAUUAUUGGUUCCCACGUUUGUGGCCGUGAAGAUGUCCUCCGCGAUAUCAUCAGCAAUGGCAACGAACUCGGCAACCAUGCUAUGCACGAUGAACCGUCGUUCAAGUUGAGUGACUGUGAACUCGAGUCACAAAUACAUGCUGUUGAGCAAAUGAUUCAUAAUGCUUACAAAAAUGUUACUGGGCCUGAAGCAGAAAGCUUCCCGAAAUAUUUUCGCCCUGGGUCUGGCUUUGUUACUGCCCGAAUGCGCAAACUUCUACACCAACUAGGUUAUAGUCUUGUGCUCGGCGGAAUAGAUCCACAUGACCCACAAAUACCCUUUGCGUGCGUCAAUUCUGCGCAUAUAUUGAGUAUGGCACGUCCCGGUGGAAUCAUUAUUUGUCAUGAUGGACGAAGCUGGUCGCCCUCAAUGCUGAGAGCCGUUCUUCCAAAGUUAAGGCAGAGAGGAUAUAAGAUUAUCACCAUUACAGAACUAUUGAAGUCCAGUCCUCCAUGA
Messenger RNA from Talaromyces proteolyticus, 732 nucleotides. RefSeq names its product putative polysaccharide deacetylase. The coding region runs from base 1 to 732 and encodes 243 amino acids. Gene Ontology annotation, cellular component: membrane. Gene Ontology annotation, molecular function: hydrolase activity, acting on carbon-nitrogen (but not peptide) bonds. The transcript has a single exon. The record is from RefSeq and is a predicted model, not a curated record. NCBI's taxonomy places the organism in Eukaryota, Fungi, Ascomycota, Eurotiomycetes, Eurotiales, Trichocomaceae. Gene Ontology annotation, biological process: carbohydrate metabolic process.